UAUAAUAAAAUUUACAGUAGCCUAACCUACUGAUUGUCUUACAAAAUCUGAGAAAUAUUACGGAAAAUGGUGGUUAUUGCAAUGAUCAGACAUACUAGUUUAAUCAGUAGGUGUGUAAAGAACGUGCAAAAUGAUAAUAUACGUUGUCUCAGUUUUAAAAGCUUGAGGAAACUUAUUUCUAUCCGCUACCGAAAAUCAGUACCAACCACUCCGACCGUGAAAGCUCCUUACGAUGACAUUUGUCAGAUUGGCGAUCCUGUUUUGCGCAAAAAGGCGGAAUUAGUAGAUCCGAAAAUCAUCGAGACAGAGGAAUUUCAAAAGACUGUCGAUCGUUUGUAUAAAGUAAUGAAAGCGUAUGGAGCAGUGGGAUUAGCAGCUCCGCAGAUCGGUUUAUCUUUGCAACUAUUCGCGAUGGAAAUAACAGAAGAAUCUCUUAGCGAUAUACACCCGUACAUACGUGAAACUUGCAAAAUGGAAAGUCAUCCGUUGACGUACUUCGUUAAUCCAACAAUGGAAAUAGUGAACCCAGAAAUAAUUUCGAGUCCAGAGACGUGCGGUAGUCUUCGUUGUUAUUACGCGGAAGUGCCGAGGGCUACGGAAGUUCGGAUCAAAGCACUGAAUCGAUUUGGAGAGCCGUUUACUUGGAGCGCGAAGUAUUGGACAGCGAGGGUUGCUCAGCACGAAAUGGAUCAUUUGCAAGGUCUAAUGUAUACUGAUAGAAUGUAUCCAUUUUCUUUUGAAUAUUUUGUACCAACAGAUAUGCAUAAAGAUGAUAAAGAUGUUGCUGCACAUUAGAUAUUAUUAGAAUAGUUAAUAUGUCAAUAUUUAAUAAUAUACGUGAUAUUAUACGAGUUGGAUUCUAUUUGCUCCACCUUAGAAAUAUAUUAGUCCAAUCUAACUUUUAUUUAUUCGAAAUAGAAUAUUGAACAUGAAACAUAGGGAUACCAAAUAAAAAUGUGUUAGGAAAUUUGAUAAAAGGAUGAUUUUCAUUUAUAUUUAAAUUCUUCAUUCAUUUCUUGACCAUAUUCGUUAAGGGAGGUUUGAAUUAGUGUAUUCGUAUAAAACAGAUGAAAAUUAGAUUACAGAUUUAUUUCCUCUCUUCGUUUUCAUAAUGUUUGCUCAUUUUGGCAGUACAGUUAAAUUUAGAAAGCAAACCAAAGCAAUGGCCUCUUACAUUAACAUAUUUUCACAUAUUUUUUUUGUACAUAUCGAACAAUAUAUUAUCUUUUACUUUUUUUUCA
This is a messenger RNA of Ceratina calcarata, 1241 nucleotides long. RefSeq names its product peptide deformylase, mitochondrial. The record is from RefSeq and is a predicted model, not a curated record. The transcript is spliced from 3 exons. NCBI's taxonomy places the organism in Eukaryota, Metazoa, Arthropoda, Insecta, Hymenoptera, Apidae. The coding region runs from base 67 to 795 and encodes 242 amino acids. Gene Ontology annotation, molecular function: peptide deformylase activity. Gene Ontology annotation, biological process: peptidyl-methionine modification; N-terminal protein amino acid modification. Gene Ontology annotation, cellular component: mitochondrion.